Vigna unguiculata (cowpea) is the source of this 2322-nucleotide messenger RNA. Its product is annotated as zeaxanthin epoxidase, chloroplastic-like. The record is from RefSeq and is a predicted model, not a curated record. Gene Ontology annotation, molecular function: zeaxanthin epoxidase activity; protein binding; FAD binding. Gene Ontology annotation, biological process: abscisic acid biosynthetic process. Lineage: Eukaryota; Viridiplantae; Streptophyta; Magnoliopsida; Fabales; Fabaceae. Gene Ontology annotation, cellular component: membrane; chloroplast.
CCUAAGAAUACCACCACCACCUUUCCCUUCUUUUAUAUUCAUGCAUUUGCCUUCACUUUCUCAUCUCCAAGCCACGAUCUAAUCUUCCACUCAUUGCAUGUCCUUCUCGUGUUGACUUUCUGCUGCUUCCACAAUGCCUCUUACCUUGACUUGCAGCUCUCUGCAUCCCUCAAUGCCAGUUUUCUCAAGAACUCUUUUCUCAAUUCCUGUGUGCCAAGAGUUUUCACUACCUUGUGCCAGUUAUGGAAGCAGAACAGUAAAACAAUGGAAGAAGCUGAUUCCAAUCAAAGCAACAGUGGCGGAGGCACCCCCUGAUGUUUGGAAAAGUGUGGCUGGAAAUGGAGGGGAUGGUGUCCCUCAGAAGAAGAAGAAGCUUAGGGUGCUUGUGGCUGGUGGAGGGAUUGGGGGGUUGGUAUUUGCUUUGGCUGCCAAGAGAAAAGGGUUCGAAGUGGUGGUGUUUGAGAAGGAUAUGAGUGCUAUAAGAGGGGAGGGGCAGUAUAGGGGUCCGAUUCAGAUACAGAGCAAUGCUUUGGCUGCUUUGGAAGCUAUAGAUUUUGAGGCUGCGGAAGAAGUUUUGAGAGUUGGUUGUAUCACAGGUGAUAGGAUCAAUGGGCUAGUGGAUGGGGUUUCUGGCUCUUGGUACAUCAAGUUUGAUACAUUCACUCCUGCAGCAGAGCGUGGGCUUCCAGUCACUAGAGUUAUUAGUCGAAUGGCUUUACAAGAAAUCCUUGCUCGUGCAGUUGGGGAAGAUUCCAUUAUGAAUGAAAGUAAUGUUGUUGAUUUUGUUGAUCAUGGAGACAAGGUAACUGUGGAGCUGGAGAAUGGUCAGAAAUAUGAUGGAGAUCUCUUGGUUGGAGCAGAUGGGAUAUGGUCCAAGGUGAGGACUAAGUUAUUUGGUGAAACAGAAGCUACUUACUCUGGCUAUACUUGUUACACUGGUGUUGCAGAUUUUGUGCCUGCUGACAUUGAUUCUGUUGGGUACCGAGUAUUCCUAGGACAUAAGCAAUACUUUGUAUCUUCGGAUGUUGGUGCUGGAAAGACGCAAUGGUAUGCAUUUCAUCAAGAACCAGCUGGUGGAUCUGAUAUCCCCAAUGGAAAAAAGGAAAGGUUAUUUAAGAUGUUUGAGGGUUGGUGUGAUAACGUAAUUGAUGUACUAGUUGCCACAGAAGAAGAGGCGAUUCUUAGAAGAGACAUAUAUGACAGGACCCCAACAUUUACAUGGGGAAAGGGCCGUGUCACCUUGCUUGGUGAUUCUAUCCAUGCUAUGCAGCCAAAUAUGGGCCAAGGAGGAUGCAUGGCUAUUGAGGACAGUUAUCAACUUGCAUUGGAAUUAGACAAUGCAUGGGAAAAAAGUACCAAAUCAGGCUCUCCACUUGAUAUUGAUUCUUCCUUAAAAAGCUAUGAAAGAGAAAGAAGAUUAAGAGUUGCCAUUGUUCAUGGAAUGGCUAGAAUGGCAGCUUUGAUGGCUUCCACCUACAGGGCAUAUCUUGGUGUUGGUCUUGGACCAUUAGAGUUUUUGACCAAGUUUCGGAUACCGCAUCCUGGAAGAGUUGGAGGAAGGUUUUUGAUCGGCAAGGUGAUGCCUUUGAUGUUGAACUGGGUCUUAGGUGGCAAUAGCUCCAAGCUUGAAGGUAGACCGAUAUGUUGCAGGCUCUCAGACAAAGCAAACGACCAGUUACAAACAUGGUUUGAAGACAACGAUGCACUUGAGCGUGCCAUUAACGGAGAGUGGAUUUUAUUACCAUGUGAUGAAGCAGGCUGUAUAAAACCUAUAUCUCUAAGUCAAGAUGAGAUGAAACCAUGCAUAAUCGGGAGUUCACAGCAUAAAGAUCAUCCGGGCAGUUCAAUCAUAAUACCUUUACCCAAGGUUUCUCCAUUGCAUGCAAUAAUUAACUAUAAGGAUGGUGCCUUCUUCUUGACUGAUUUGAGGAGUCUAUAUGGCACCUGGAUCACUGACAAUGAAGGAAGGCGAUACAGGAUACAUUCAAAUUAUCCUUCUCGUGUUCGUCCAUCUGAUGUGAUUGAGUUUGGUUCUGAUAAGGCUUCUUUUCGUGUUAAGGUGACAAGAUCUGCUCCAAGAGAAUCAGAAAAGGAAGGAACAAAACUUUAUCAGAAAGAAUGAUCAUGAAUAUGUUCAGUCACCAUUUGUCUUUGAAAGUUACAGAAAAGUUGUACAGCACAAAAAUCGCAGUCGUAGAGCCAACAUCUGCAUUCUUUAGGGCAGGGUAUAAUACAACAAUGCCAAUCAUUUAUGAUUUGAACAUUUUAUACGACUUUUGAUGGUGCUUAAUAAGAGAAUGAAAGGAAAUUCGAUUUCUUGUC